AACUUGUCCCACCUUUGAUCAUGGACAGGAUCACGAAGACAAGCCCCAGCACUUUGCCCAGCAAUGUUGAUUCUCCUCGGACCCUGAAAGAUAAAAAAAAAAACCUCCUGUCUCGAUUCUGUCUUUCUCAUCCCUCUAACAACAUGCCUCAGGGAACGCUUGAACUUCUCCUCGUCAGCGCCAAGGGUCUUGAAAACACCGAUUUCCUCUGUAAGUGUCUUUCUUAAUAUCUAAUAAAUCUCAAAACUUUCA
This is a messenger RNA of Rubroshorea leprosula, 252 nucleotides long. Lineage: Eukaryota; Viridiplantae; Streptophyta; Magnoliopsida; Malvales; Dipterocarpaceae. The record is from the annotation of a GenBank genome assembly.